Euleptes europaea (tarantolino) is the source of this 1539-nucleotide messenger RNA. Its product is annotated as cytochrome P450 3A9-like. The coding region runs from base 1 to 1539 and encodes 512 amino acids. Lineage: Eukaryota; Metazoa; Chordata; Lepidosauria; Squamata; Sphaerodactylidae. The transcript has 13 exons. The record is from RefSeq and is a predicted model, not a curated record. Gene Ontology annotation, biological process: oxidative demethylation; steroid metabolic process. Gene Ontology annotation, molecular function: oxidoreductase activity, acting on paired donors, with incorporation or reduction of molecular oxygen, reduced flavin or flavoprotein as one donor, and incorporation of one atom of oxygen; heme binding; testosterone 6-beta-hydroxylase activity.
AUGGAUCUCCUGCCUGGAUUUUCCACUGAGACGUGGUUACUUCUCAUUGUCCUACUGGGCCUUCUACUACUAUAUGGGACAUGGCCCUUUGGCGUGUUCAAGAGAUUAGGAAUUCCGGGCCCCACGCCAGUACCUUUCUUUGGGACCGCCUUACAGUACCGCAAAGGUUUCUUGAAGUUUGAUAGCGAAUGCCAUGAGAAAUACGGGAAAGUCUGGGGAAUUUAUGACGGCCGGCAACCUGUAUUAAGCAUACUGGAUCCCACCAUCAUUAAAGCUGUACUGGUGAAAGAAUGCUAUACCACCUUCACCAACCGAAGGGGCGUACGCUUAGUGGGGAUACUGGAGAACGCGGUGUCAAUGUCAAAGGAUGAACAAUGGAAGAGGAUUCGCACCGUGCUGUCGCCGACCUUCACCAGCGGGAAGCUGAAGGAGAUGUUCCCCAUUAUAAAACACUAUGGGGAAAUUCUGGUGCAGAAUGUGCAGAAGAAGGUGGAAAGGGAUGAGCCUGUGGCGGUGAAAGACGUCUUUGGUGCCUACAGCAUGGACGUGGUCACCAGCACCUCGUUCGGUGUGAACAUAGACUCCAUGAACAACCCCAAGGACCCCUUUGUCAAGGAGAUCAAGAAGAUGACCAAGUUCAAAGCUUUCGACCCCCUCUUCAUUUUGACAUUUGCAUGCCCGUUCCUCGUUCCUAUCUUUCGGAAAAUGAAUGUGAACCUCUUCCCCAAUGAAGCUGUGGAGUUCUUCACGAGAGCGGUGGGAAAAAUAAGGGAACAACGGCAGAAACAAGGCAAAGGGGCCCGGGUGGAUUUCCUGCAGCUGAUGAUAGACUCCCAAGGCGUUGACAGCAACGGCGUCAACGACCACCAACAGAGCAAUGGAGUGGAUCAUUCAUUCAAAGGGUUGAGUGACAUCGAAAUCCUGGCCCAAGCGAUCAUCUUUAUUUUUGCUGGAUACGAGCCGUCCAGCAAUUCUCUCGGUUACGUCGCCUACCUCUUAGCCACCCACCCGGAUGUCCAGCAGAAGCUCCUGGACGAGAUCGAUUCUGUUCUCCCCAACAAGGCUCCUCUCACGUAUGACGCUAUAAUGCAACUGGAGUAUCUCGAUAUGGUGAUUAGUGAAACGCAGAGGCUGUAUCCCCUCGGGGGACGGCUCGAAAGACUCAGCAAGAGAGACGUUGAAAUAAACGGCGUGACUAUUCUGAAAGGCAUGGUGGUGAUUAUCCCCCCUUACAUUCUCCACCGGGACCCAGAAUACUGGCCAGAACCAGAGGAGUUUAGACCUGAGAGGUUCAGCAAAGAGAACAGAGAGAACAUUGACCCGUACACGUACCUGCCCUUCGGAGCAGGCCCCCGGAACUGCAUCGGGAUGAGAUUUGCGUUGGUCGCGAUGAAAGUCGCAAUUGCGAUUCUCCUGCAGCAUUUCUCCUUUAGGACCUGCAAAGAGACCCCGAUUCCCCUGGAGCUAAACACUGACGUAUUCUUAAUGCCAAAGAAACCAAUUGUUCUGAAGCUGGUACCACGAGAAAAGGCAGAAUGA